GGAGAGUAGCAGCAGGCCCGAGGCCCGAGGCCCGGUCCAGGUCCAGACCCACCGAGCCGGGCCCAGGAGGCGCCGCGAUGAGGGCCCGGGAGGCGCUGACGAACGCGGCCACACUCGCCUCCUACAGCGCGGGGCUGCAGGUAAUGUUUCGGGUGCUGACCUUCAUCUUGAAUGGCUAUACAUUGCGCUACGUAUCCAAGGAGACUAUUGGUGUUGUCAAUGUGAGACUCACGCUGCUAUAUUCUACAGUUGUUUUCCUUGCCAGAGAAGCCUUUCGGAAGGCUUGCCUAAAUGUUGGUGUGGAGCGGAAGUGGUCCCAGAUUAUAAACCUGCUCUGGUUAACGGUUCCUCUGGGGGUAUUCUGGGCCUUGAUCAUGGCCUGGGUGUGGCUCAAUUUGGUGGCAAUCCCAGACCCAGCAGUUAUACCUCACUAUGAGGUUGGAGUGGUGGCAUUUGGGUUCUCUGCUGUGGUGGAACUCCUCGCUGAGCCUAUGUGGGUGCUGGCUCAAGUGCAUAUGUUGGUGAGUGUAAAGGUGAUUGCUGAAAGUCUGGCCAUUGCUGUGAAAUGUGUACUGACGGUGGUGUGCAUCACUCUGGUACCACACUGGGGUCUCUACGUAUUUUCUCUGGCUCAGAUCCUGCACUCGUUCACUCUCCUUGCGUGCUAUCUGCUGUAUUUUAUGAAAUUUAUCGGCUCAAGGGAAGCACAGAGGAAAUCUUUCCCCCUCACUUCAUUGACUGACUUACUGCCCAAACCUCUGCCUCGCCAGCAUGUCAUUGAUCUACAACUGGCCAAACUGACAUGGACUUUUUACAAACAAUCUAUGCUCAAGCAGAUCCUGACAGAAGGUGAACGAUAUGUCAUGACAUUUCUUAAUGUACUCAAUUUUGGAGAACAAGGUAUCUAUGACAUUGUGAAUAACCUGGGCUCACUGGUGGCUCGAUUCCUCUUCCUUCCCAUUGAGGAAAGUUUCUACAUUUUCUUUGGCAACGUUCUUGAGCGAGGAAAGGAUCCCAGGCACCAGAGGGAGGAGGACGUUGGUCUGGCAGCACUCGUUCUGAAGAUGCUUCUGAAGAUGGUGUUCCUGAUCGGAAUGACCAUCUCUGUCUUUGGCUAUUCCUAUUCUCAGCUGGCGCUGGACAUCUAUGGUGGAUCAUGGCUCAGCUCGGGACCAGGCCCUGGUCUCUUGCGUUGUUAUUGUGUCUAUGUGUUGCUGUUGGCUGUUAACGGAGUGACUGAAUGUUUCACAUUUGCUGCAAUGAGCAACCAGGAGGUUAGCAGGUAUAACUUUGUGAUGCUGGCUCUGUCUCUGUCAUUCCUUGGCCUUUCGUAUUGCUUAACUUGGUGGCAAGGAGCCAUUGGCUUCAUUUUAGCAAACUGUUUGAACAUGGGAUUACGAAUUACUCACAGUCUCUGGUACAUCCGUCGUUACUUCCGGUCCACUGAACACCAGCCCCUCAGAGGCCUCCAGCUGGCCACACCUUUACUCCUGGUCUACCUCACUAGUGGAGUAGUGACUGUUAUCUCUCAGGCUGCGUUGUGUUGUGACCAAGGUUUAUUUUCCCGCUCGCUUCACGUUCUUUUUGGGGCCAUUUGUUUACUUGCGGUGGUUGUGGCAAUCGUCUCCACUGAGCCCAAGCUUGUACAAUUCAUCAGAGCUCACUUUCUCUCUCGGGACAAAACUGAAAUCGUGAAAUGGGAAUGAAAGCAGUCGAGUGAAUCGAGAGAGCAGAAGACAAACAAUGCCAACAGACUUGUGGGUCACACCACAGCAUUGGAUGAAGGAUUGUGUGGACAAGACCCCACCCCGUUGCAACCCACUGGAAUAAAACACUGCCGCCAUGGAAAUAUUCACCCUGUGUAAGAGCAUGUAGAUUGGGCAAACAUGUAUGUGUGUCUGUACUGUGUGUGUAUUUGUGUGUACCUAAUACUGUCCGAUCACACGCUCCCCAGACGUAUCUAUAAUUACUAUCAGAAAACAUGAUCACUGCUCCCAAAUUGCUCUCCCGUUGAAACUCCGAUCACCAGCCCGCUCAUUUCCCACCAACACCAGGUCUGGCGCGGCCUCUUCUCGGGUGAGUUGCUGGUUGUUUGUGUUUGUGCCUAUCUGUGUGUGAUUGUGUGUCGAAAGUGUGUGAGCAUGCGUGUGUAUGUGUCUUGAGUCUGAGAGUGUGCUAUGUCUGUGAGUAUACAUGUGUUUUACUUUCAUCAAAUACAGUUGUUAUUGAGGUGGGAGGUACCCAGUGUGAGGCAAUCUCUCGGGUGUGAGAUGGAACACUUCAUGGAACCGAGAUCCACGAGUUUAUAAGCUGACACCCUGUCUCAGUCUGAGGAAGGGUUUCGGCCCGAAACGUUGCCUAUUUCCUUCGCUCCAUAGAUGCUGCUGCACCCGCUGAAUUUCUCCAGCAUUUUUGUCUACCCUGUCACCGAGGACUGUAUUUGAUGAAAGUAAAACACAGAAACACAUAUAUACUCACAGACAUGGCACACUCUCAGACUCAGACACACGCAUACUCACACACUUUAGACACACAGAUAUGCACAAACGCAAACCAACAAACAACUAAAAGCUCGAGUCGGACACAAAGUUGGAGGAAUUCAGCGGCUCGGGCAGCGAAUAUGUAAAGUGAGUGGCGAGGAUUCUCGGGUUGGUCGGUGUGAGCUUGUUUUAAAAUCUGAAGGGAGUGGGUUCCAUCCAGCACCGUUUGAAGUGAGCUUGUACAUGUGGGUAUAAAGGGUCAAACAUCGGUGUGUUGACGAUGCCGGCCAAUGGAACAAGUUGGGGGCCCUCACGGGUCAAGGGGAACGAGACCACAAACAAAAGACAAUUGAUUAAAAUUACUACUUCACAAUCACUUUA
Molecule: messenger RNA, 2861 nt
Organism: Leucoraja erinaceus (little skate)
Lineage: Eukaryota; Metazoa; Chordata; Chondrichthyes; Rajiformes; Rajidae
Gene: rft1
Product: RFT1 homolog
Exons: 13
Coding region: 78-1706 (542 amino acids)
Biological process (GO): dolichol-linked oligosaccharide biosynthetic process; glycolipid translocation
Cellular component (GO): endoplasmic reticulum membrane
Source: RefSeq, a predicted model, not a curated record